Mustela lutreola (European mink) is the source of this 1195-nucleotide messenger RNA. Its product is annotated as small cysteine and glycine repeat-containing protein 7. NCBI's taxonomy places the organism in Eukaryota, Metazoa, Chordata, Mammalia, Carnivora, Mustelidae. The transcript has a single exon. The record is from RefSeq and is a predicted model, not a curated record. Bases 474 to 830 code for a protein of 118 amino acids.
GAUGCUUCACCAUUUAGUAAAUGGUUAUAAGUGGUAUAGGAAUGAAAAUAUCUUGUCCUGGGCUAAUAAUGACCAAGAAAUGUAAAAGUACCCAAGGGAAAUUCUGACCCAUUCAGAUGUCUACCAAAAACCCUCCAACACCCCCCCCCCAAAAGAAAACAAACCAAAAACUGGAUAUCAUAGUUACUUCCUGUCCUAUUUUUAAAAUGAUCUUAAAAAGAGAAGUAAAAGAUAAAUUUAGCAAAGUUUACAAGUCAGAAGGACCCAUUAAGGAAGUGCAUAAAAGGCCAUGUGAGAUUCAGCCAUGGAUAUUUACAUCAACAACAACAGGGAAGUGGCCUUGAGUCCUGGGUCAAUAUUCUCCCUGCAGUGUUGGUAUAUAAGGGGCUCCCACAGCAGAAGGCGGCAUCAGACCUUCCUCACCUCCUGAGUCUCCCUCCUCACCUCUCCUGAGUCCUUACUCUCCUGACACCAUGGGGUGCUGUGGCUGUGGAAGUUGUGGCGGCUGUGGUGGCUGCAGCAGUGGCUGUGGCGGCUGCGGUGGUUGUGGUGGCUGUGGUGGCUGCGGUGGUGGCUGUGGCGGCUGCGGUGGCGGCUGUGGCAGCUGCACCACCUGCAGGUGCUACCGUGUGGGCUGCUGCUCUGCCUGCUGCCCCUGCUGCUGCGGCUGCUGCGGGGGCUGCUGCAGUACCCCCGUGGUCUGCUGCUGCCGCCGCACCUGUUGCUCGUGUGGCUGUGGCUCGUGUGGCUGUGGCUGUGGGAAGGGCUGCUGCCAGCAGAAGUGCUGUUGCCAGCAGAAGUGCUGUUGCAAGAAGCAAUGCUGCUGCUAAGAGGGCCAUCUGGCCCCUGUCCCUGCACAAGAGAUAAUGGGAAUAUCUUCCACUUCAUUCAUCGGUCCUACAUGUUGUCCUCUGGUAGUCUGAGACUUACCCUCUUGGGUAGCUUUGGUGACUUUGCUCCUGGAUUUAGGUUCCUCUUUUUCCUGCUUUGGGUGUUUCCAAUUUUCCUCCCUGAAAAGUUUCCAAUUAAAUAGGACAUAGCAAAAACAAGGACAUGAAAAUUCCAAAAGAAGAGCUGACAUCACGGAGUUCCAUCAGAUUUGAUCACGUUAUUAUUCUUAGAUGUAUGUGAUUAUUUCCUUCCCAUGUAUGUGCUUUUAUGUCUACUCCUUUUUUAUCUUGUAUUUCUAUUUGUC